AUGGCCGCCCACGAACCAUAUGUGGCAGUUGCCCAGCGCAAGCAAUCUCAACUAGCAGCCACUAUUCCCGCCGAAUGGCGACUGCCAGCGCAUCUGAUCCCCGAGGGAAUGCUCUCGCCCGCCGAGUCGAUCACCGAGGGCCCGAAGCGGUAUGGGAAGGUCAACGUGAUGGAGAUUCCACGGACAUGUGGAAUUCUGACACCCAAAGAGCUGGAAAUCACCGAGAACUAUGAUGUUCGAGGAUUAAUAGCGGAAAUGACGGGGGGGCGAUUGACAGCCGAGGAAGUGGUACGGGGGUUCUGCAAGCGCGCGGCAAUCGCCCAUCAGCUCACGCGCUGCCUGACAGAACCUCUGUUUGACCGCGCCUUGCAGCGAGCUCGGGACUUGGACGACCAUCUCCAACGCACAGGCACCCCCGUCGGCCCAUUGCAUGGCCUGCCCGUGUCGGUGAAAGACACAUUCUGGGUCGAAGGGGUUGACUCGAGUAUUGGAUUAUCUGCACUGGCAUUCAAGCCCGCAUCGUCCAAUGCUGCGCUGGUUGAGCUGCUGCUGUCCCUCGGGGCCGUCGUGAUCACCAAGACGAACCUGCCCCAAACAAUGGCUACCUUGGACAGCUGCAACCAUCUUUUCGGGCGGACGCUGAACCCGCUGAAUCGACAAUGGACGGCGGGUGGCAGUUCAGGUGGCGAGGGCCCGCUAAUCGCUAUGCGGGGGUCGAUGGUUGGAUUUGGUACUGACAUCGGGGGCAGCAUCCGCAUUCCGGCAAUGUGCCAGGGCAUUUACGGAUUUAAGCCAAGUGUUGGACGCGUGCCGUAUGGAGGCCAGGAGAGCGGGCAGAUCCCAGGCAAGGGCCGCAUAGCGCUUCAGCCCGUAGCGGGCCCGCUCGCACGGUCAGUCGCGGACCUCGGCGCCGUCAUGGCGGAGAUUGUGCCGCGCGCUGAGCUGUUCGGCGAGGACGGGAUCCCUGGGUUCUGGCCGUCACUGUCGGUUCCUGCGCCGAUCACUCCGCCGCGGAACUUCACUGUUGGAAUCCUUAAGACAGAUGGUCUCGUCACCCCGUUGCCUCCUAUCAGCCGCAUCCUCGACGAAGUUGCCCACCUCCUGCGCCGUACCCCGGGCGUCGAGGUGGUUGAUAUUUCGCUGCCCGCUGCACUUCCUAAAUGUCAGGGCCUUGCCAAUCGUCUUAUGGGCGUCGAUGACGGGUCCAACAUGCUCGAUCUCAUUGAAGGCAUGCGCGAGCCACUCAUGCCCUGGCUUCAGGGCCGCAUUAAGCGCAGCAAAGCGCUUACUGUCACCCAACUGGCACAGCUACAAGCACAGCGCAGUGAGAUCGAGAAGGAAAUGAUGAAGAUGUGGACUCUGUCUGCCCUAUCCUCAUCGACCUCAUCAGCAUCUCGAGCAAGACGUGUCGAUGCUAUUAUCUGUCCCAUUGCCCCACACCCAGUCCCGGAACUCGACCGGUAUAAUGCAGUUGGGUAUACCUCCACUUUCGUGCUACUCGACUAUCCUGCUGGCGUGGUUCCAGUCCGGCCAUUUGCCGAGUCGGAUCUCGAGACCGGGCGCGAAAUGGAUGCGCCUGUGCUCGGGAGCUGGGAUAAGGCUAACCGGCAGCUGUGGAACGAGAAGACCGUCGACCGUCGUGUGUACUUGGGCUCGCCACUCAGUGUCCAGGUACUUACUCCGAAGCAGCAUGACUAUGACCUCUUCCGGGCCAUGGAGAUUGUGGAUCGAGCGGUGCAGGGGCGUUGGGGGACGCACAGUGCUAAGCUUUGA
Penicillium alfredii is the source of this 1773-nucleotide messenger RNA. RefSeq names its product putative general amidase. The record is from RefSeq and is a predicted model, not a curated record. Lineage: Eukaryota; Fungi; Ascomycota; Eurotiomycetes; Eurotiales; Aspergillaceae. Bases 1 to 1773 code for a protein of 590 amino acids. The transcript has 3 exons.